UUGCAGCCGCAGUAGCAGCGCAGGGGCCGCCGUAGUUGUUGUGUUGGGUGACGUCAGGCGUGGGGGUGGUGGGGGGGUCACCAAAGCCUUGGCCUACAUCGGCGCUGACUUGGGGCCUGUGGAGGCUGCUUCAGCCUGACCCGUCGCCGCUCUUCGCCUCUCUCCUCCUCUCCCCCCCGAUUCCCGUCCGCCUUUGUCUCCCCCCUGCAACAGGGGCGGGAGAGAUGGCGGACCCGGCCGAGAUCCGGCGCCUGGAGCAGCUGUCCCUGGUGUCCAAGGUCUGCACGGAGCUGGACAAUCACCUGGGAAUUAACGACAAGGACUUGGCCGAAUUUGUCAUCAGUUUGUCAGAGAAGAACAACACUUUUGAAAAGUUCAAAAAAGUCCUGGAGCAAAAUGGAGCGGAAUUUUCAGACCCGCUUAUUAACAACUUGCUGCGUCUCAUCCAGACCAUGAAACCUGCUCCCAAGACAUCCAGCGAUAACUCGGCUGAGGCUUCAUCGUCGUCAACCAAGACGAAACAGGAGAAGAUGAAAGAGCUUUUCCCUGCCCUCUGUAGGGCGGAUGAUGAUGCUGCACGGCAAACCAUGCUCAAGGCUGAAGACAUCAAAGUGGCCGUGGAUGCCAUGGCGGAGUUGGAGGCUCUGAUCCCGAAACUCACGGGGCAGGAAGCCAAGCACGGUUCAGAGGCAAGCGGCAGCAAGAGAAGCGACAGCCGCGACCGGGAUUUCCGGCACGAGGAUCGCCACCGAAGGCGGCGCCAUCGCUCCCGCUCUCGCUCCCGCUCGCGUUCCCGUAUGCGGCGCCAUUCACGCUCCCGCUCGCCCUCCCACGACCGACCCCGUUCGUCACGCCACGAGCGCCGGAGGCACCGUGAGCGCACGCGGUCAAAUAGCCCCGAGCAAGAGAAGCAGUCGCAGGCGGAGCGCUGGCCCGACCGCCACGUGGACAAACCUCCGCCCGAGGAGCCUAACGUGGGCGACAUCUACAGCGGAAAGGUGUCAAGCAUCAUGCAGUUCGGCUGCUUCGUGCAGCUCGAGGGACUCCGGAAACGCUGGGAGGGGUUGGUUCACAUCUCUGAGAUCCGACGAGAGGGCCGCGUCGCCAGCGUGGCUGAUGUUGUCACCAAAGGUCAGAAGGUCAAGGUCAAGGUGCUCUCCUUCACUGGAACCAAGACAAGCUUGAGCAUGAAGGACGUGGAGCAGGAGACGGGCGAGGACCUGAACCCGACGCGGCGGCGCCUGCUGGUGGCUGACGCCGGCGAGGAGGCGGCGGCCGCAAGAAACCCCGACCGCCCAUCGCACAUGCCGCUCGUGAGCGCGCCCGAGGUGGAGGACGACCUGCUGGAGCGCAAGCGUCUCACGAAGAUCUCUGACCCCGAGAAGUGGGAGAUCAAGCAGAUGAUUGCAGCAAAUGUCCUUCCAAAAGAAGAAUACCCAGAUUUCGAUGAGGAGACUGGAGUCUUACCCAAGAUAGACGACGAUGAAGAUGAGGACGUGGAGAUUGAACUGGUGGAGGAGGAGCCUCCAUUCCUGCGAGGCCACACUAAGCACAGCACUGACCUCAGCCCCGUCAAGAUCGUCAAGAACCCGGACGGCUCGCUGUCGCAGGCCGCCAUGAUGCAGAGCGCUCUGGCCAAGGAGCGGCGCGAGAUGAAGCAGGCGGCACGCGAGGCUGAAAUGGAUUCCAUCCCAACGGGCCUCAACAUGCACUGGAUCGAUCCUCUUCCUGACGCCGAGGGUCGCCAGAUUGCAGCAAACAUGCGAGGCCUGGGCCUGAUGCCGCCCGACAUGCCGGAGUGGAAGAAGCACGCAUUUGGCGGCAACAAGGCCUCGUAUGGUAAGAAGACGGCCAUGUCCAUCAUCGAGCAGCGAGAAAGCCUGCCCAUCUACAAGCUGAAGGAGCAGUUGGUGCAGGCCGUGAACGACAACCAGAUCCUGAUCGUGAUCGGCGAGACGGGCUCGGGCAAGACAACGCAGAUCACGCAGUACCUGGCGGAGGCGGGCUACACGACGCGCGGGAAGAUCGGCUGCACGCAGCCCCGUCGUGUGGCCGCCAUGUCCGUGGCGAAGCGCGUCUCCGAGGAGUUCGGCUGCUGCCUCGGGCAAGAGGUUGGGUACACGAUCCGUUUUGAGGACUGCACCAGUCCCGAGACGAAGAUCAAGUACAUGACGGACGGCAUGUUGCUCAGGGAGUGUCUCAUCGACUCGGAGCUCAUGCAGUACUCCGUCGUGAUGUUGGACGAGGCCCACGAGCGCACCAUCCACACCGACGUGCUCUUCGGUCUCCUCAAGAAGACCAUAAAGCGGCGUCUGGACAUGAAGCUGAUUGUGACGUCGGCCACGCUGGACGCCGUCAAGUUCUCGCAGUACUUCUACGAGGCACCCAUCUUCACCAUCCCCGGGCGCACCUACCCCGUGGAGAUCCUCUACACCAAGGAGCCCGAGACGGACUACCUGGACGCGUCGCUCAUCACCGUCAUGCAGAUUCACCUCACCGAGCCGCCAGGCGACAUUCUGCUGUUCCUUACGGGUCAGGAGGAGAUUGACACUGCUUGCGAGAUCCUCUAUGAGCGCAUGAAAUCGCUGGGCCCCGAGGUGCCGGAGCUCAUCAUCCUGCCCGUCUACUCUGCGCUGCCCAGCGAGAUGCAGACACGAAUCUUCGACCCUGCACCCCCGGGCAGCCGGAAGGUGGUCAUUGCCACCAACAUCGCGGAGACAUCGCUGACCAUUGAUGGCAUCUACUACGUGGUGGACCCUGGCUUCGUCAAGCAAAAGGUUUACAACUCUAAGACGGGCAUUGACCAGCUGGUGGUCACCCCCAUCUCACAGGCCCAGGCGAAGCAGCGUGCGGGCAGAGCCGGCCGCACGGGCCCCGGCAAGACUUACCGCCUGUACACGGAACGUGCCUACCGUGACGAGAUGCUCACCACCAACGUGCCCGAGAUCCAGAGAACCAACCUUGCCAGCACCGUGCUGUCCCUCAAGGCCAUGGGCAUCAACGACCUGCUGUCCUUUGACUUCAUGGAUGCCCCUCCCAUGGAGACGCUCAUCACUGCCAUGGAACAGCUCUACCAGCUGGGGGCACUGGACGACGAGGGGCUGCUCACGCGUCUGGGUCGCCGGAUGGCAGAGUUCCCCCUGGAGCCCAUGCUGUGCAAGAUGCUCAUCAUGUCCGUACACCUCGGCUGCAGCGAGGAAAUGCUCACCAUUGUGUCCAUGCUGUCCGUACAGAACGUCUUCUACCGCCCCAAGGACAAGCAAGCGCUUGCCGACCAGAAAAAGGCCAAGUUCAACCAAGCGGAGGGAGACCACCUCACUCUGCUGGCCGUCUACAACUCGUGGAAGAACAACAAGUUCUCCAACGCAUGGUGCUACGAGAACUUUGUGCAGGCGCGCACGCUCCGUCGAGCACAGGAUGUGCGCAAACAGAUGCUGGGAAUUAUGGACAGGCACAAGCUGGACGUGGUGUCAUGUGCCAAGGCCACAGUACGCGUGCAAAAGGCCGUACUGAGUGGCUUCUUCAGGAACGCAGCAAAGAAGGACCCUCAGGAAGGCUACCGCACGCUGGUGGACCAGCAGGUGGUCUACAUCCACCCGUCCAGCGCGCUUUUCAACCGCCAACCAGAGUGGGUGGUGUACCACGAGCUGGUGCUCACCACCAAGGAGUAUAUGCGCGAGGUCACCACCAUCGACCCCAAGUGGCUUGUGGAGUUUGCGCCGGCCUUCUUCAAGGUGUCGGACCCCACGCGCCUCAGCAAGCAGAAGAAGCAGCAGCGCCUGGAGCCGCUCUACAACCGCUACGAAGAGCCAAACGCGUGGAGAAUCUCUCGCGCCUUCCGCCGUCGAUAAGCCUGCGUCUCCUCAAUUGGUCCCCCUCAUGGUUCCAAUUCCACCUUGUGUCCUAUGCACGUCCAGCCCUUUUGGUCAAUCCACCGCUGGAUGAGGGCCUCCUCCCCACACCGUGUGGGGCGUCGUUAAUCAUGCUUCACCACGCUAGUCAGUGCAGGUUGGUGAAGGCGGGUGAGUGUAGACGCGAGUGCAUAGGACUACAUUGCACCAAUGAAUCUUGUCGUACUGUAAUUUGCUGCCCAGCAUGUCGGCCCACAGCAUGUAACACCUAUUAUGCACGGUGGUUGACCAUAAAAGUACUAUCCAUGCUCGAACCUCUGCUUAGCUUCUGUGGUCUUAUGGGAUCGGCUGGCAUCCUUGUGAUUUGUUUUAUAAACAUUGUUUAUUUUUGUUUAGUGUAGACUACAAACCUGAAUGCGAACACAGCGAGAGACUUAAGUCGUGGGCUUAUUUCUGAUCUUGUUGUGAGACAAUUGUUUUUAUAUAUAUCAACCUCCAUCGAUACAGCGUAAAGUGACUGAAUUAUUCAUUGGAGUGUCGCUGAGUGCCAAGUCGAUUACAAUAUUCAGUCUUUAAUGUUACUUGUAAGUAACCACAAAGGGGACUGCUCACAUGCGUUGGAAAAUUCCAAGUUUGAAUUCUGCCUUGCUGCUUUCACACAUUUGACAUUUUGAUAACUGUCCAAGAAAGGAAUUAAUCCCACUCUGUUAUGCUCUGGCCUUAGGUCCAUUCUUGGUUGUUGCAUCUCGUGUUUAGUUAGAUACUCCAUCCCUGUCCAGUGGGGUAAAUACUUGAGUAUGUGCACGUUAACAAGAGACAAUGAUAACACGAGCUUCGAGGCAUAACCCUCCUAACUUACUUGGAUCUACGUUUGUGUGGAUAUCAGAAUGACAUGCUUUUUCACGAAGAACGUCAAUCAGCAUUGCUGUGUUUCUGUCCGGAGGCUAAGUGUACAAUAAAAACCAACCAUUCCCUUUUAAAUAA
This is a messenger RNA of Petromyzon marinus (sea lamprey), 4835 nucleotides long. It is a transcript of the gene DHX8, whose product is annotated as DEAH-box helicase 8. Gene Ontology annotation, cellular component: catalytic step 2 spliceosome; intracellular anatomical structure. Gene Ontology annotation, molecular function: RNA binding; RNA helicase activity; ATP binding. Lineage: Eukaryota; Metazoa; Chordata; Hyperoartia; Petromyzontiformes; Petromyzontidae. Gene Ontology annotation, biological process: spliceosomal complex disassembly; mRNA splicing, via spliceosome. The record is from RefSeq and is a predicted model, not a curated record.